Talaromyces proteolyticus is the source of this 1827-nucleotide messenger RNA. Its product is annotated as spindle pole body formation-associated protein-domain-containing protein. The coding region runs from base 170 to 1723 and encodes 517 amino acids. The record is from RefSeq and is a predicted model, not a curated record. Lineage: Eukaryota; Fungi; Ascomycota; Eurotiomycetes; Eurotiales; Trichocomaceae. The transcript is spliced from 3 exons.
CGACCCACAGCCAGCGACGACUUGGCCGGCGUGUAAACAAAGCACAGUCAACCACGUCGACAUUCACCACGCCUCACCUUGUGACUUAAACGCCCCAAUUCAUCGUUGUGGAUAUGACUUGUCUUUUAAAAACGCUGUCUAACCGAGAUUAGCUGUGACUGACCCCAACAUGCUGGGCUGGAUCACCGGCCAGAACGAGGAGGAGAAGCAAUCCACGGAUAACUCGAGAAUUGCUGAGCCUCCGCAAACUCCCGCUCCUGUUUUCGCCAUACGCGCUUUCAAGAGCGCUCUCUUUGGAACUCCUGCGGGUGAAGAUGAUACUGUGGGACAGGCGGCUUUUUCCGAGCGUCAGGCAGAUUCAAUAAGGCCGAAAAAUAACCCUAUCUCCCAGAUCCCAGAGUGGCCAAAAAUGCCUGAAAAACAAAAUUCGAACUCAGCAAAUCAGCUCAGUCAAUCGCCUACGAAAAGCAUUCUGGUCACGCCUGGGACUUUGGCCAGUCGACGAAAGACGGUUUCGUUCGGCAGUACGGUGCACCACGACGAUUUAAGAAAUAGCCAAGACCAGAAAACUAUCCCUUCAGCUCCAGGCUCCGUGACUAACCAGUGGAUGUCCGCUCAGGCCACCAUGAAUUCAAAGCCUAGGAGCAAACUCACCCAGAGUUUGCUUGAUGCUCGAGAAAAGCCUACAGAGAAUCUUCCAAGACACAUUUCGCCUGCGCGAAGUGAGAAACUGCCAACUGCAAACCAGAAUCAAAACACGAUGAGCGUGGAAAAUGUCGGACAGAACGAUGUCACAAUUAAUCUCGAUGACCCCCAAUCACAAUCAGGCCAAUAUUGGAAAUCUGAAUUCGAGAAUUAUCGGAAAAGGACAAAUCUAGAAAUAAGAAAACUUAUUCAAUACCGCUCAGUCGCAAGAUCCUACGCGCGCAAGAAAGAUGCAGAGACUAUGCGCCUGACAGAGAAAUUACGAAAGGAAGAGGAGAAAUUCGCUGAGAUGGAACGCCAAGUAACAGGACUUGCCUCGAGCAUGGUUAGCAAGGGCGCCGAUGUGGAUAAGGAAGAGUUGGUUCAGGAACUUACCAGACAGACCGCCCUAGUUGUUCAGUAUAAGCAUAAAGUAGACACACUGCGGAAUGCUCUCCAACGGCAUGGCGUGGUGGGUGGAAGAGACGACGAAACCGACGCUGAUGAAUCUGUGAAAGAAGACAAGAAAGAGAUCCGUCGGUUAAAGCAUGCUCUCGAUCAGGCGAACAAGAGGCUAGAGGAGAAGAACCACGAUGACGAGCUAGGAAAAGUACGAAAUCUAGCUAAGUCCUCAGAGGCUAAGGUCUCAAAACUCGAGAAAGAAAAUGCCGAACUAAAGAAAGGUAUUUCACGACUCAUGGAAGCGUCAAAGGAUUAUGAAGAACGGCGAGUUGAGAGAGAAGCAAAGUUGAAACAGCGUGCCAUGAAAAUGGAAUUACGAAAUCAAGAAUUAAAAGGGAGAUUAAACCAAUAUCGUGAUACCUUUCAACAAGAGACGAAGAUGUACCAGGAGGAAAUCAAAUUUUUGAAAACCAAGAUUCCUGCUGUCGAGCAAUUACAACGACCAGAUCGUCUGGAAGAUACUUAUCAAAAGCUCCCCGAAGCAUACGCCGGUAUUGAGAUUCAGGACUUCGGCAACCAUUGCGUUCAAACAUAUUCAAGGCACCCUCAGGAAAUGUUGCAGAUGAAAAACGGAUAGCGAAGCGAGGAAAUGAAGAAGAAGUGGCAGAGCCACCACAGAGAACUUCUAACGGUCUGCCUCGGGCUGGUCUUCUCGACAUUGGUCCUGACCCUUUACCGCCA